AUGACGACGCAGCCAGCCGUCCAAUUGAGAGAUCUCUCCCCCGCUGCAGCUCGGGAACACGACUCUUCCAACAUCAUGCACGAUGCGUUCGAAGCCAGUCAAGACGAAGGAUCAGCUACAAGAGCGAGAGAGUCAAAUCGCCAAAAAGCUCUCGUGAUCUUGGGCACUGCCAUCUCGCAGCUACCAAUCUGGGGCUUUGCGAUGAGCUAUGGUGUUUUCCAGGAAUACUUCUCCGGCAACUGGACCUUGCAAGGCAGCCGAGACGUGACCGGUAUCAUUGGCACGACCUCCAACGGUGUCAUGUACUUGUCCAUGCCCUUCUUGUUCGCCCUGUUCACCAAGCACUGGGCUCAUUGGCGACAAACCGCCGCCUUUGCCGGCGCCGUGCUCGCCGGUCUCGGGUUUCUCUUAUCCUCCUUCAGCACCCAUGUCUGGCACCUCGUAGCUACCCAAGGUGUCAUCGCUGCUCUAGGAUGUGCUCUCAUGUACAGCCCCAUGACGCUGUCUCUCGGAGAGUGGUUCACCACCGGCAACCGGGCCCUCGCGUACGGCGUCGCCCUCUCCUGCAAGAACAUUUCCGGAUCCGCCUGCCCAUUCCUCUUCCGCUUCCUCCUCGAGCAGUACGGCCUCGGCACCACGAUGAGAAUAUGGACGGCGAUGGCCGCCGUGUCCGGGGCCGUCUCCAUCUUCCUCGUCCCGGCGCAUCCAUCCAGCCUGACGCCAACGGAAACGCACCGCGCGCGGAGGAUGCCGCUGCACUUCCUCAAGCACAGGACCAUCUACGUGUACGCCAUCGCCAUCGCGCUCCAGAGCUCGGGUUACGGCAUCUCCCAGACCUACCUCAACACGUACGCGCACGACUUCACCAUGCUCUCACAGAACUCUGCCACCCUGCUCCUCACGCUGUACAACAUCCCCGGGAUUCUCGCGUCGUCCUUCUUCGGGUACCUCGCCGAUACUAACAAGCGAUUCGUCCUUUCCACGACGACCGUCACGGCGAUAUCGGCUUUCGGCUCCGCGCUGUCGGCUCUCCUCUUCUGGGGUCUGACGAGCAAGGGGAACAUGGCCCUCCUCGCCGUGUUCUCCAUCACCUUUGGCUUCUUCGCGGGCGGGUACAGCGCGACAUGGGGCGGCAUCAUCACCGAUUUCGAGCGCGAGGCCGCCAACGGGAACGAGGCCAUCGACUCAGGGCUCAUGUACGGCCUGCUGAACGGGGCACGAGGCGUGGGCUACGUGAGCGGCGGGUUGGCGAGUGUGUCGCUGCUCAAGGCCGGGACUGGCAUGGCGCUCUCCUCGAAUGGGCAUUUUGGCCUGGAGAGCGCGUAUGGGCCGCUGAUUAUCUUCACGGGGCUUUCGUCCGCCUUUGGUGGGUGGGCUGUGUUUUGGAAGUGA
Molecule: messenger RNA, 1392 nt
Organism: Clonostachys byssicola
Lineage: Eukaryota; Fungi; Ascomycota; Sordariomycetes; Hypocreales; Bionectriaceae
Source: the annotation of a GenBank genome assembly